This is a messenger RNA of Penicillium arizonense, 552 nucleotides long. RefSeq lists its product as uncharacterized. The transcript is spliced from 3 exons. The record is from RefSeq and is a predicted model, not a curated record. Lineage: Eukaryota; Fungi; Ascomycota; Eurotiomycetes; Eurotiales; Aspergillaceae. The coding region runs from base 1 to 552 and encodes 183 amino acids.
AUGUCUACUCUUUUGAAUCUUCCUCGUGAGAUCCUUCUCUGGAUUUACCGAAGCCUCAACAAUAUCCCUGACGCCCUUCACCUUGCCCAAUCAUGCAAAUUGCUAUCCUGUAUUUUCGACCGUCCACAGAACCGGUUGCAAAUCUUCCUUUCAAUCAUAGAUAAUAUGCCCCGGCCCCCCAGCUCAGACAAAGUCUGGCUUGAAGAUCGCUUUGGUGCUGGUUCUCUGUGGCAACCUGAGGAAUCCGGCAUACCAUCAGCCCUCACGGAUUCAGGGACAAGAACCUUUCUGACUACCGUGGGCUUCCCUGCCGUCAAGCUCCAAUGCGCUGGUUUUGACUCCACCCAUUUAACGAAAGACGCGGGAUCCCUAGAGCCCUACGACGCUGACGAGCUGUACGGCGAGCGCUAUCCUGAUGAUGACUCCCCUCCCACGAACCUCUGCUUCCAUUUCGGAAGUGUUAGGGAUGAUCGCAGGUUCCCUGAGGAGCUUUGCAGUGCUGUUGGGGAUGCUGGCAGAGGUUGCGGAGAGGCUGGAUAUGGUGACCGAUAG